Messenger RNA from Melanotaenia boesemani (Boeseman's rainbowfish), 10227 nucleotides. It is a transcript of the gene myh14, whose product is annotated as myosin, heavy chain 14, non-muscle. Gene Ontology annotation, cellular component: myosin complex. The transcript is spliced from 45 exons. The record is from RefSeq and is a predicted model, not a curated record. The coding region runs from base 313 to 6444 and encodes 2043 amino acids. NCBI's taxonomy places the organism in Eukaryota, Metazoa, Chordata, Actinopteri, Atheriniformes, Melanotaeniidae. Gene Ontology annotation, molecular function: ATP binding; cytoskeletal motor activity; actin filament binding.
CAUGGUUUGAUUGGAGUCGUUUCUCUUUGAGGUUUGACUAAAACCUGUCUGGUCGUACCUGAUUGGUCUGCUAGCAGGAAGCCCUGUUUCGGAGCUGAAGCCGUCGUCUUGCCCUCAGUGCUCUCUACUUUAUUCUCACCGAGAAGUGUGUGCGGCUUCACUGAGACAGCAAGGCAAUGAUAAAAGCCGCAUAUGCGGUAGGCUACACACCUCUCUGGCAGGAAAAUAUCCAAGAAACAGACUCAUCCUGGUUCUUCUCACAACACAGCCUUAUCCAUUUCUCAGAGCAGAACCUGAAGUGCCAGUAGUACCAUGACCAGGCCAACAGGGCGCGGUGCCAAUGAUGUCACCCGCUUCCUGUCAUCAGGCGGAGGAUCUGGGUCCCCAAACUCCAGCUCCUCCGUGUUCUCCGCUGCUAGCCAGGCCGACUGGGCAGCCAAGAGGCUGGUGUGGGUGCCGUCAGAGAAGCAUGGCUUUGAGUCGGCCAGUAUUCGAGAAGAGCGCGGUGAUGAGGUGGAGGUAGAGCUCACAGACAGCCAGCGAAAGCUGACUCUGUCCAGGGAAGAGGUGCAACGGAUGAACCCGCCACGCUUCAGUAAAGUUGAGGACAUGGCCGACCUCACCUGCCUCAAUGAGGCCUCGGUGCUGCACAACCUGAGGGAGAGAUACUUCUCCGGCCUAAUCUAUACAUAUUCAGGGCUAUUCUGUGUGGUGGUGAACCCUUACAAGAACCUGUCAAUCUACACAGAGUCCAUUGUUGAAAUGUACCGUGGCAAAAAACGCCAUGAGAUGCCACCACACAUCUAUGCCAUAUCAGAAGCGGCCUAUCGCAGCAUGCUUCAAGACAGAGAAGAUCAGUCAAUCCUCUGCACAGGCGAGUCUGGAGCUGGCAAAACAGAGAACACAAAGAAAGUAAUCCAGUAUUUGGCUCAUGUUGCCUCCUCCCAUAAAAGCGGCACUUUGGGUAGAAACAAGGAAGCUGUACAGAGUAUGCAAUAUGGCGAACUGGAGAGACAGUUGCUGCAGGCCAACCCCAUACUGGAAACCUUUGGCAAUGCAAAGACUGUCAAGAACGACAACUCCUCUAGAUUUGGUAAAUUCAUCCGCAUUAAUUUUGAUGUGGCGGGAUACAUUGUUGGUGCCAACAUUGAGACCUACCUCCUUGAAAAGUCCCGGGCCACCCGUCAGGCCAAGGAUGAGCGGACCUUUCAUAUCUUUUACCAGUUAUUAUGUGGAGCCUCAGAAGAAACCCGGGCGGACUUGCUCCUUGGAAGUGCUGAUGAGUAUCGUUUCCUCAGUGGAGGCUCCAUUCCUGUUCCUGGUCAGAGCGAUUCAGAGAAUUUCACUCAGACCAUGGACUCCAUGGCUAUAAUGGGCUUCACCCCCGAGGAAUUACUAUCCAUGCUGAAGGUGAUCUCUGCUGUGCUCCAGUUUGGAAACAUAUCCUUUAUGAAGGAGAAGAACCAGGACCAGGCCUCCAUGCCUGAUAACACAGCUGCUCAGAAACUGUGCCAUCUGCUGGGCAUCAACGUGCUGGAGUUCACCCGUGCCAUCCUCACACCAAGGAUAAAAGUGGGCCGAGAAUAUGUGCAGAAGGCCCAGACGAAAGAACAAGCUGACUUUGCCAUUGAGGCCUUGUCCAAGGCAACAUACGAGCGUCUGUUCAGAUGGCUGGUCCACAGAAUCAACAGAGCUCUUGACCGCAGACAGAGACAGGGAGCCUCCUUCAUUGGCAUCCUUGAUAUCGCUGGAUUUGAGAUAUUCCAGCUAAACUCCUUCGAGCAGCUAUGCAUCAACUACACCAAUGAGAAGCUGCAGCAGCUCUUCAACCACACCAUGUUCAUUCUGGAGCAGGAGGAGUAUCAGAGGGAGGGCAUUGAAUGGAACUUUAUUGACUUUGGCCUGGAUCUUCAACCCUGCAUUGACCUCAUUGAGAGACCAGCUCACCCACCUGGUGUUCUGGCCCUGCUGGAUGAAGAGUGCUGGUUCCCCCGGGCUACAGACCGCUCAUUUGUGGAGAAACUGUCUGCUGAGCAAGGCAGCCAUCCAAAAUUUUUCAAAUCAAAGCAGCCACGUGGAGAAGCUGACUUCUCUAUCAUUCAUUAUGCUGGAAAGGUGGACUACAAGUCCGAUGAGUGGUUAGUGAAGAACAUGGAUCCUCUGAACGACAACGUGGCGUCUCUUCUCCAUCAGUCAUCUGAUCAUUUUGUGUCUGAGCUGUGGAAGGAGGAUAUUCAAACUCUUCCUCGUGUCUACUUCUUUGACUCCUAUGCCACGCUACAGACUAAUGGCUCUGACAUGGACAGGAUCAUUGGUCUGGACCAGGUGUCAUCAGGGGAGAAUAGUGGGCCAGUCACUUUUGGAGCAGCUGGACUGAAGACAAAGAAGGGAAUGUUUCGGACUGUUGGUCAACUCUACAAAGAGUCUCUCACCAAGCUGAUGGCCACGCUCAGAAACACUAACCCUAACUUCCUGCGCUGCAUUAUCCCCAACCAUGAAAAGAGGGCUGGAAAGCUGUCCCCCCACCUGGUUCUGGACCAGCUGAGGUGUAACGGUGUUUUGGAGGGGAUUCGUAUCUGCAGACAAGGCUUCCCGAACCGCAUCGCAUUCCAGGAGUUCAGACAGAGAUAUGAGAUUCUCACUCCUAAUGCCAUCCCACGUACCUUCAUGGAUGGCAAACAGGCUUCAGAGCUCAUGAUAAAAGCUCUUGAGCUGGAUCACAACCUGUUCAGGGUGGGUCAGAGUAAAGUCUUCUUCAGAGCUGGAGUUCUGGGUCAUCUGGAGGAAGAAAGAGACCUGAAGAUCACAGACACCAUCAUACGCUUCCAGAGCGCUUCCAGAGGAUUUCUUGCACGCAAGGCCUUUAUGAAGAAGCAGCAGCAGCUGAGUGCUCUGAGGGUGAUGCAGAGGAACUGUGCUGCUUACCUUAAGCUCAGGAACUGGCAGUGGUGGCGGCUGUUUACCAAGGUGAAGCCCUUGCUGCAGGUGACCCGCCAGGAUGAGGAGAUCCAGGUCAGAGAAGCCGAGCUCCAGAAGGCCAAGGAUAAACUCACUCGAGCAGAACAAGACUACACCGAGCUGGACAGGAAGCAUGUUCAGCUUUUGGAGGAAAAAUCUGUGCUGGCUGACCAGCUGCAGGCGGAGGCAGAACUGUUUGCAGAGGCAGAGGAGAUGAGAGCCAGGUUGGCCAGCCGGAAGCAGGAGCUGGAGGAAGUUCUGGGGGAGCUGGAGAGUCGACUGGAGGAGGAAGAGGAGAGGAGUUUACAGCUAACCAAUGAGAAGAAAAGAAUGCAGCAGAAUGUACAGGACCUGGAGGAGCAGCUAGAGGAAGAGGAAAGUGCCAGACAGCGCCUCCUGCUGGAGAAGGUUACCUUGGAGACCAAAGUGAAGAGUCUUGAGACAGAUCUGCUGACUGCCGUGGAGCAGAGAGACCGACUCAUCAAGGAGAAGAAACUGUUGGAGGAGCAUCUAAGUGAGGUGACCGACCAACUCACUGAGGAGGAAGAGAAAACAAAAAGUCUCAAUAAACUUAAAAACAAACAGGAGGCUGUCAUUGCUGACCUUGAGGAGCGUCUGAAACGUGAGGAGCAGGGCCGCUUAGAACAGGAAAAGUGGAAAAGGAGGAUGGAGAAUGAGUCGCUGGAGGCUCAGGAGCAGCUGUCCGACCUGGGUAUGCUGGUUGCUGAGCUGAGGGGCACUCUGGCUCAAAAGGAGAAGGAAAUCACAACCUUGCAGGGCAGGUUGGAGGAAGAAGGUGCACGCCGUGCUGAAGCUCAGAAGGCACUGAGGGAGGCCUUAUCCCAAGUGUCUGAGCUGAAGGAGGAAGUGGAGAAUGAACGAGGGAUGAGGGAAAGAGCAGAGAAACAGAGACGAGAUCUGGGCGAGGAGUUGGAAGCUCUUAGAACUGAGCUAGAGGACACACUGGACACCACAGCUGCACAGCAGGAGCUAAGGUCUCGUCGUGAGGCAGAAUUAAGUGAACUUCAGAGAUGUGUUGAAGAUGAGACCCGUCGCCACGAGGCCCAACUAUCAGAACUCCGAAUCAAACACAGUGCUGCCAUAGACAACCUUCAGGAGCAGCUUGACAACAGCAAGAGAGCACGUCAGUCCCUUGAGAAAGCCAAAGUCUUGCUGGAGGAGGAGAGGCAGAAUUUGUCUUCUGAGCUUAAAAGCCUUCAAGCGAGCCGCACAGAGAGCGAAAGAGGUCGUAAGAGGGCUGAGGGUCAGCUGCAAGAGCUCAGCGCCAGACUGACCCAGGCUGACAGAGAGCGGGAGGACAGGGAGGAGAGGUUGCAGAAGCUGCAGUCUGAGAUUGAGUCUCUCUCCAGCAAUUUGUCUUCCUCUGACCACAAAUCUCUUCGCCUUGCUAAAGAAGUCAGCAGCCUGGAGAGUCAGCUGCAUGAUGCAAAGGAGCUGCUGCAAGAUGAAACUCGUCAGAAGAUGUCUUUGGCCUCAAGGGUGCGAGCUCUGGAGGAGGAGAAGAACGGAUUGAUGGAAAGACUCGAGGAGGAGGAGGAAAGAGCUAAAGAGCUCACCAGGCAGAUUCAAACACACACCCAGCAGCUUGCAGAGCUACGUAAGCAGUCAGAGGAGGUGAGUACGGCAGUAGAAGUUGGAGAGGAGACACGCAGGAAGCUCCAAAGGGAGCUGGACAGCACCCUCCAAAGAGAGCGACAGAAGGAGGAAGAGAAGGAAAGAGUGGAAAGGCAGAGGGAGCGACUAAGGGAGGAAAUAGAGGACAUGACAAUUGCCCUGCAAAGAGAGAGGCAGAACUGUACAGCCCUUGAAAAGCGGCAGAAGAAAUUUGACCAGUGUCUGGCAGAGGAGAAGGCUGUGAGUGCUCGUCUGGCAGAGGAGAAGGACAGAGCAGAAGCAGACAACAGAGAGAAAGAGACAAGAUAUCUAGCACUUUCCCGAUCCCUCCAGGAAGUCCAGGACCAAAGAGACGAGCUAGAGAGGACCAACAAGCAGCUCCGUCUGGAAAUGGAGCAGCUUGUAAACCAACAGGAUGAUGUUGGCAAAAAUGUCCAUGAGCUUGAGCGUACCCGGAGGACCUUAGAAACUGAAGUACAGAACUUGAGAGUUCAGACACAGGAGCUUGAGGAGGAGCUGUCAGAGGCGGAGAACUCCAGGCUGAGGCUGGAGGUCAACCUGCAGGCGCUCAAGGCUCAGUUUGAGAGGGAGAUCAGCACCAAUGAGGAGAAGGGAGAGGAGAAGAGGAGGGCUCUCAGCAAGCAGGUAAAGGAAUUGGAGAUCCAUUUGGAGGAGGAAAGGACUCAGCGGUCUCAGGCUGUGUUGACCAAGAAGCAGCUGGAAGCAGAACUGCAGGAAUCCGAAGCCCAGGUGGAGGCAGCCAGCCGUGGCAAAGAGGAAGCUGUUAAGCAGCUACGAAGGCUGCAGGGUCAAAUGAAAGAAAUCCUGCGCGAGCUUGAUGAAACCAAGUUGGCUCGGGAGGAGGUGAUCACACAGUCGAAAGACACUGAGAAGAAAAUACAAACACUGGAAGCAGAGGUGCUGCACCUUACUGAGGAGCUGUCUGUGUCAGAGAGGCAGAGGAGACAGGCUCAGCAGGAGAGAGAUGAGCUGGCGGAUGAGAUGGUCAACAGCAGCACUGGAAAGAAUGCACUGUUUGAAGAGAAACGGAGGUUGGAGGCACGAGUCAGUCAACUGGAAGAGGAGCUUGAAGAGGAGCAGACUAACUCUGAACUGCUGGCAGAGAGACAAAGGAAGACAGCUUUGCAGGUGGAGACUUUGACUGUGCAGCUUCAAGGAGAAAGAACUCUGGCUCAGAAGGCAGAGACAUCUCGAGAACAGCUGGAGAAGCAGAACAAGGAGCUCAAGACCCGGCUGGGAGAACUGGAGGGAGCAGUGAGGGGCAAACACAGGCUCAGCGUCGCCGCCCUGGAGGCUAAGAUUGAUUCAAUGGAGGAACAGCUGGAACAGGAGAGACAAGAACGAGCUAUUGCCAACAAACUAGUGAGGAAGACAGAGAAAAAACUGAAGGAGGUGUUGAUGCAGGCAGAUGACGAAAGGAGACAUGCAGACCAGUACAGAGAACAGCUGGACAAGUCGAUGGUGCGACUGAAGCAGUUGAAGAGGCAGCUGGAGGAGGUAGAGGAGGAGAACUCUCGCUCCAAUGCUCAGAAGAGGAAGCUGCAGAGAGAGCUGGAGGAGAUCUCAGAUAGCAGUCAAAGUAUGACACGAGAGAUCACCACCCUCCGCAGCCAGCUCAGCAUCCCUGACUGGAGACCAGAGAAACGGGCUCCGUUGCCCCUGGCAAUGCGUGGACGCAGGGCAUUGGUUGAUGACCUCUCGCUGGAGAACUCAGAUUCAGAGGAGCCCCCUGCCUCUCCCACCCCCUCUUCUGGGCCCCCGGGUACCCUGACUCCUUCAGAACAAAGUCUGGAUCCUCCGCCACCCUACAGCGUCAACAACACGGAGUGACGCACACACACUGGCUCAAUCACACAGCCUCGACCACUCAGGGGUGAUGGAUGACAAGCUCGUAACAAGAGAAAUUUUAGUCUAAACUUAUAGGAUGCAAACAUCAGGCACUAUAAUUAUGAAGCAACCUCCUGAUGCAAAACUGUUGAAGAUUUGCCUAAUUUUUCUCAACAAAUACAGGAAACGUAUAAAAUUGGUUUUACAAAGGCUUCUGAAUUGAUUUUUAUUUUUAAUAUUUCAAAGACUGGAAAUUUCUACAUUACACCUUGCUAAAGCCGUCUAAGAUACUAAACUACAUCUAUACGUUGUUAAGUGGAAGUGAAUUAUCAGCUAAUUUCAUGAUGCUGUACAGUAAAUAAAGAGCAGAAAAUAAAUUUAAACAGUCACGUCUUUUACAUUAGGAUGUAUUUCCAAAUGAAGCCAUGUUCAACACCUUUCAUGAUGGUUGAAUGUCUAAAUCUGAUAUCACAAAGGGCUUCUGAGGGUGAAAAUACUCAUGGAAGGUGUUACGACAAUCCAUGUAUAUUCAUGUAACAUGGCAUGGUCAACUAGACUGGACAAUUAACUUGUGUGUCAGAUAACUCUUUAAAUAUGCAUGAAACUUGGAAUAAUCUGGAAAACAGAAGGAAAACUGUAAGAGAAUACAAACACAGAGCUGCACAUUUUCUAUGUUAGCAUUACAUAAAUGGUGGUUAAUUACCAAAAUUCACUUGAUCCUGAGAUUAAAUUCUUGAUGAGAAACGGGGAUGCAUUGCAAUUCUAAUUUUCAUCUCACUAGUCGCAGUUACGAAGCCAGACAACCUGUAGAAACACUCAACAUUAAGGCUGUGUUAACUGAUAAAUCCUUUUUUUACAUAGAUAUGAAACCAUGUUAGUAGACAGCAGCUAGUAAUAGAUAGUUUCUUUAACUUAAGUCUUAAAAUUUUGCUUCAGAAAUUUGUAUAAUUUAUAUCAAACAUGAACUUAAGUUAUUGAUCACUUCUUGUUUUUGUGUCUCCUCUCGUGGGUUAAGCUUGUGAGUCUGGUUAUUUCUGCUCCUGCUGGUUCUGGUGUCACACUGAACAGGGUUACAUUCAUGAACAGCUCAGCUUGGUCUAUCAAAGCAUCAGGUCUCACAGCUACAUUUUCAUGGUAGAUUUCUCAAGUAAAUAUUGUUGGCUUGAAAAAAAUGUAACAACAGUCUGUGACAGCAACAUAACUAGAAACAACCCACUGAGAAAUGUAUUCGUUUAUCUUUUCAUCCAAAGCAAGUCAUCUUUUUUUAUCUUAAAUUGAUAAAAGCAAAACAUUAUAUUUUAACAAGCAUCUGGUACGCUGCUGUUUUGAUUUUACUCAUUCAUUGUGUAAAUUAUUGCUCAAACAAAGCUUUUGUGUUAAACCAAAUGGUGGGCGUACGGAUGAGAAAAGGGACUUAAAUUUGUAGUAAACGUAGAAUAGCUGUAGAACAAAGUAGAUCGCGUGAGUAGAGGCUUGUUGAGUUUUUUAUUCUCAUCCGGUGAGUCUGCUGGAUAACCUGAGUAGAAUCAACAUAGUCUCUGCUCACAGCUGUGUAGAAAACUGUAGAAUAACUGAGAAACGGGCUCGAAGCAUUUUUCGAAUACUAGUAGUGUUAGAUAAAUAAAAUAAAAUGAACAUGGCGGCACUGAUGAAAGACUUUUUAUGAAGCUAAUGGCAAGUAGACCACACUUGUUUUUUUUUUUUCUUUUUUACCUUUGCUAUGAACUCCAAAUUACAUUAUCUGUGUGGCGUCAACCAAACACAGGCACUUUGAUGACCCUGCUGUAAAACCUGGUUUUAAAAAUGUGUUUCUUCACUGUCUCUGUUUUCUUUGGCACAUAUUUUUAUUUUUUUUAUUUUUAUUUUUUAACACGAGGGUCUUUUGUUGUUUGUUUGUGAACUUCUGCUGCACUUGUAUGCCUGUGAAAAGUUUUAGCCUUUUCAGGAGACUCAGAAUGAGUUGUCUUAACUAACUGGCAGACAUUGCAUGAAGGGAUAGUUUGACCUUAUGGGAAAUAUGCUUACCAGCUGUAUUGCUGAGAGCUGGAUGUAAAGGUUGAUACCAGCCCCAUGCUUCUACACUGAAUAUAAACAUUCAGCCCUUAAGCUUAGCUUUGCAUCAACAAAUGGAAACAGACAAACAGCUGACCUAGCUCUCUAAAAUUAGCAUUCCAACACUUAUAUUUAUCUUUAAACUUAACAAAAGCUAAACUGGAAAAAGAGUGAAGGUUUUAUAGGCAGGUUAUGUGCAAAACUAACUUGGCCAGGCACAGUUUGCAAUAACUCCUACUACUGCCUAUGGCUAAAAAAUGCUUUUGCACAUAACUUACCAUAAAACAAGCUUUGCCCUUUGCCUUUUUGCACACAUUAAACAGAUGUAACUCAUUCAUUUGGAAAAUAAAGCUGCAGAACCGCAGUGGUUACUUAUAUAUAUAUACCAUCAGCUGUUCAAAAAGUUACUGCCUGUCUUUAUCCUAAGCUAAACAAACAUUCUGCUGGCUAUAGUUUAGAGCAGGGCUACUCAAUUCGGUCCUACGAGGGCUGCAAUCCAGCAGGUUUUCCAUGUAUUCCUUCACCAACACACCUGAGUCAAAUUAAUGAGUUAUUGUGUAGAACCUGAUUGGCUGUUAGAGCCACCUAAUUUGACUCAGGUGUGUUGGUGCAGGGAUACAUGGAAAACCUGCUGGAUUGCGGCCCUCAUAGGACCGAAUUGAGUAGCCCUGGUUUAGAGUUUAAUCACACAUAGUGUCAGCGAUCCUCACAUCAAGCUCUUGGCAAAUAGCUGAUUUCCCAGUUUGAAAGAAUGUCACUGACACUGUAGCUUUCAAUUGGAGCAAUGAAAACUAAAGAAUGUGAAGCUGAAAUUACAAAUGAUGUUUCUAAAGUUGUUCUGAAUGUUUUUUUUUUUUUUUUUUACUCUGGAUAUAAAUUUAUAUCUAUAUCUUAUGGAAAAUGAUUAAUGUCUACCAUUAGAAUAACACGCAUAAAUGCGACAGUAGUUUCCGGUUAUCAGGGUUACCAUCACUGCUCCCCAAACUUCCUUCUGUUUAGAUAACAGGUGUACAUUGUACUGACUAAACAAGUGUGUGUAGUACACAACUCAUCUUAUUAUAUCCAUGCUUUCUGCCAGGCAAUGUAACACAGGGACAGGUGAAGAAAGUUCAAAAUAUCUGGGUCAAGAACGACUACUGACAUCAUAUUUACCACCCUAGAGGGUUUUUAUUUGUAUGUAUCGUAUGUGUAAUUCUUCAUUUUGGCAGUAUGCAAAGCUGUUGUGUUUUGUUCUUUUGUUUUUUUUGUUUGUUUUACAGAAUGGUGAAAAAGCUGCACUUUACACACUACCAACUGAGAUAAAAGCAGACAGACUUUUUCAGUUCAUCAUAUUUGCAUUGUCAGGUAGUUUAUCUCAGAAAGGCUGACAGAGCCUUAAGCCAGAUGAGCUGAGAUCUCAAGUCAUAACGAUACAGUGUGUUUCUUUUAACAAUUUACUGUCAUAUCAGUGUCUGAGAUGUGGCAAAUUAGUUCAAUAGACCAAAAAUCUGGUGACACGAAGAUUGAAUCGCUGGAACGAGGAUGAUUGAGUUCUGUUUGCCUGUAGCAUAGAGACUAGGCUGGUGCUUCUCUGAGGCGUUUUUUUCUCUUGUUUGUUUAUGGCUACUGUUGAACUUGAAACAUUUUGAAAAUAUGUUUGAUUGUUUUAGCCUCUUUUCUUCUCCUUUUGUUAAUUAUGCUGUAAUUAUAAAACAUCUGACUGGGGUUAACUUUAAUAUAUGUCAUUGGUUUUGA